UAGCCUUAGCUUUUAUUGCUCGCCCACUAGUACAUCGCACGCCAUCUUGCUUAAGCGACUAUUUAACUUGUGUGCUGCCAACUAAAACAAUCGUUUUUGUCAGUUUGUUGUUUUAUUGACACACUUGUCGCUAAUGCUGUGCUAACGCUCACCUUGCUGUCAGAAAAGGUUGAUUAAUGUGCUUAAAACAUAAGCACUUAGGAGAUGUUAUUAUUAAUUCAAUUCAGUACUUUUGUUGACACUUAAUAAGAACAAUGAGGAUUCUUCGUGCUGCCAAGAUACAUCAUUUGUCCACGUUGAUUCAUUCUGUCAGUCCCGCGGCAGCAGAUGUACCUGAUCUUGUGACGGGUAAAUUUAUAAAAUCAUGCUGUUGUUGUCAUGGUGAUGGCGAGCAGCUCCACGCAGACUUCAGUGCACAUCUCCAGAGGACAAGAAUGGACCAUCCAUGCUGCGACACCUGAUUUCCAAAAUUAAAGCCACCGGUCCAAUUUCUGUCUCUGAGUACAUGAGGGAGGCGCUCACCAACCCAGUGACGGUUUGUGAUGUCACUUUUCUACAGUUUCCCCAAAGAGACAGCAGGCUGCUCACGGUUGUCGUGCUGUCUCAGGGUUACUACGUGAGGAACAACAUGCUGGGAGCUGAAGGAGAUUUCAUCACGUCACCUGAGAUCAGCCAAGUCUUUGGAGAGUUGCUGGCCGUGUGGGUCAUUAGCGAGUGGAUGGGGGCGGGGCGGCCUAAGCAGCUCCAGCUGGUUGAGCUCGGACCUGGAGAAGGAUCUUUGGCCAGUGACGUUCUUCGAGUUCUGGGUCAGCUCCAGUCAGUGCUGGGCGGGGCUUCGGUGUCGCUCCACCUAGUGGAGGUGAGUCCUGCUUUGAGUCGCCUCCAGGCCCAAAGUCUCACUGGGACCAGGAGCCAGGAGGCAGACAGCGAGGAUGACCCUGUUUACCGCCAAGGCCGAACAGACGGCGGCCUGCAGGUGUCUUGGUACCGCUGCUUAGAGGACGUCCCCCGUGGCUUUAGCAUCUUUCUUGCUCACGAGUUCUUUGACGCUCUUCCCAUUCACAAGUUUCAGCGUACCAAGAGAGGCUGGAGAGAAGUGAUGGUAGACAUCGACCCGGAUAACCAGGGUCAGCUGAGGUUUGUGGUUGCGCCGUCGCCCACGUUGGCGUCAACCACGUUGGUGCAGGUGGAUGAAACACGGGAUCAUGUGGAGGUGUGUGCAGAGGGCGGAGUCAUCAUUCAGCAGCUGGCCAGUCGGGUGGCGGAAGAGGGCGGGGCUGCGUUGAUCGGCGACUACGGCCACGAUGGGACCAAGACAGACACGUUCCGAGGUUUUAAAGGUCACCAACUCCAUCAGGUCCUGACAACUCCAGGCUCAGCCGACCUCACUGCGGACGUGGACUUCAGCUACUUGCGCCGCGUGGUGGGAGGAGGCGUGGCCUGUCUGGGACCUGUCAGUCAAAGGACGUUCCUGAAGAACAUGGGCAUCGACACGCGCAUGCAGGUUCUACUGAGGAACUGCAGUGACUUGACCACCAGGCAGCAACUGAUCAGCAGUUAUGACAUGCUGACCAACCCAACCAAGAUGGGCGAGCGCUUCCACUUCUUUGGCCUGCUGCACCUUAGCCGCUUUGCCAAACCCAAGACGGCCACCGGGCUCAAACUGGAGCAAAAGAGCCCGGCUCAGCUUCCUGUUGCUGGAUUCACUGACAUGAGCUUCUCUUGAUCCGGUCAUACAGAACCUAUAACACGCUGUUGAGGAAACAUAAACAGAACAGGAACUUCAUGAGGACAUAUGGAACUUUUAUGAUACUUCUUGUGAGGUUAAAGGUCAUGAAGCAGGUGGAGAAAAUUAAUUGAAUCCCUCAACGUUGAAGAGGUUUGAUAGCAGCACGCCAACACAGAAGAAGAAGAAGAGUCAGACAAACAGCUUUACAACUUUGUUGAAUCAAUAAAAAAUGCUUGGCCGUCAA
Messenger RNA from Nerophis ophidion (straightnose pipefish), 1973 nucleotides. It is a transcript of the gene ndufaf7, whose product is annotated as NADH:ubiquinone oxidoreductase complex assembly factor 7. Gene Ontology annotation, cellular component: mitochondrion. The coding region runs from base 446 to 1726 and encodes 426 amino acids. The record is from RefSeq and is a predicted model, not a curated record. The transcript has 9 exons. Gene Ontology annotation, biological process: mitochondrial respiratory chain complex I assembly. Lineage: Eukaryota; Metazoa; Chordata; Actinopteri; Syngnathiformes; Syngnathidae. Gene Ontology annotation, molecular function: protein-arginine omega-N symmetric methyltransferase activity.